AUGGCAUAUUCUGGGCGAUUGGCGAUCAUUGCUGGUGGCAUUGGUGGCCUCGGUUCUGCGACGGCAUUGCGAUUUCGAGAGCUUGGGGCUGAAGUGGUCUUGCUGUACGCUCCGUUUGAGGCGUUUCGAGUCAAUGAUACGUUGCAGACAGUAUUUGGUGGUGCAGAACGAAUUCAUACAUUUGAGUGCGACAUCACCUCAGAGCCUUCUGUCAAGGAUGCGUUCAGUCAGAUUGCGAAGCUGGAAUCAUUCCCAUGUAUAUUGAUUAAUGCUGCCGGAUAUGUCUCGGUCCAACCACUCGAAGAGACUUCAGCGGAUGAGGCAUUAAAGAAUUUUCUUCCCAACCUCCUUGGCCCCUUCAUUGUCAGCAAUGCAUUUUUCCAUCUUUACCAAUCUAAGGGACCCCAAAAGCCACCAGGACGAAUUGUCAGCAUCGCUUCUCAAGCAGCACAUGUUGCCUUGGAUGGACAUGGAGCAUAUUGCGCAUCUAAAGCUGGACUCAUCGGACACACGCGAUGCAUGGCCAGUGAAUGGGGCUCAAAGGGCAUCACCGCAAAUACUGUAAGCCCGACUGUGACAUGGACACCAUUGGCCGCAAAGGCAUGGGCAGAUGAAGAAAAGAGAGCGAAACAUCUUGCCCAAAUUCCGACGGGAAGAUUCAGUGUGCCGGAAGAAAUCGCACAGGCAAUAGAGUUUCUGUGCCGAGACGAAAGCGGAAUGAUCAAUGGCGCCGAUAUUCGAGUUGAUGGCGGAUUCACAAUCAGCAGGUAG
This is a messenger RNA of Rhinocladiella mackenziei CBS 650.93, 771 nucleotides long. RefSeq lists its product as uncharacterized. The coding region runs from base 1 to 771 and encodes 256 amino acids. Gene Ontology annotation, molecular function: oxidoreductase activity, acting on the CH-OH group of donors, NAD or NADP as acceptor. NCBI's taxonomy places the organism in Eukaryota, Fungi, Ascomycota, Eurotiomycetes, Chaetothyriales, Herpotrichiellaceae. The transcript has 2 exons. The record is from RefSeq and is a predicted model, not a curated record.